Didymodactylos carnosus is the source of this 831-nucleotide messenger RNA. The record is from the annotation of a GenBank genome assembly. Lineage: Eukaryota; Metazoa; Rotifera; Eurotatoria; Philodinida; Philodinidae.
AUGGAAACAAUGGAACUUGGUCAUUAUUUAAUGACACCCCAAAUUGGGGGCAAGAAUGGAUUUAAUCCAUUUUCACCUGAUUUUCUCUUUUAUAAUGAUGACAUUACAAAUAUUAAACAAACACAACAACAUCAUGGAUUAUUGCACGAUAGUAAAUUAUUUUUAGAUUCUGAUUUUAGUUUCGAUCACGAAGAAACACCAGGAAACAUCGACGUUAGUGACCUUUUUAAAGAUUUAGAUUUAGAAUGGGAAUUACAAAAAUUAAUUAGUUGUUCCUCUUUUCCAAUAACGACAGCAACGGAUUUUGCAUUGUCACCACUACCCACAGAAGAAGAAAAACCUUCGAGUCCAAUGUCGUCCAUUGACGGGUUGAUGAACGAUGAUAUCUGGAUUGGGGAAGAAUGUACUAUCGGUAUUCAGUCUCCUAUAUCAUCUCCAACCACAACAACACAAUAUGAUUCAGAUAGCACCUCACCCGUUUCAUCACCAUCAGGUUCGAUAACAUCAUCUACCAGGACGUCAACGGAUUCAACUACCAAUGAUUCAACUUCUAUAAUCAAAAAAUGUCGUCGUAGUCGCAGGUUAACACAACCUGAAAAGAAACUACGAAAAAAAGUACAAAAUAAAACAGCAGCUGAAAAAUAUCGAUUUAAAAAGAAAAUAGAAAAACAAACAAUAUACGAAAGGAGAACAAAAUUAGAAAGCAGCAAUAAAGAUUUGCAAUUAGAAGUUGAUAAUUUACAAUAUCGAAUUACACAAUUGAAACAAUUAUUUGUCGAUAUAUUACAUGUGAAAGAAUUUCAACAAGCUCAACAAAACAACAGCCUGUAG